Morchella sextelata is the source of this 3753-nucleotide messenger RNA. RefSeq lists its product as uncharacterized. The record is from RefSeq and is a predicted model, not a curated record. The transcript is spliced from 4 exons. Gene Ontology annotation, biological process: positive regulation of establishment of bipolar cell polarity regulating cell shape. NCBI's taxonomy places the organism in Eukaryota, Fungi, Ascomycota, Pezizomycetes, Pezizales, Morchellaceae. The coding region runs from base 1 to 3753 and encodes 1250 amino acids. Gene Ontology annotation, cellular component: plasma membrane of growing cell tip. Gene Ontology annotation, molecular function: protein binding.
AUGAGGCCGCCCUCAUUCCACGCCCCGACAACCACCUCGGCGCUCCUCCUCCUCCUCUCAACAGCACUAACGCCCGCCCACGCGCUUACCGCCACGGCCAUAACGCAACCGACGCUCAACCUCGACGGUCUCGGUCGCGUCGGCAUCGCCGGGGACUUCAGCGGGCUCUCGAUCGUCGAGUACGCCGGGCAGUCUGAGACCUCGCCCUUCGCCAAUGGCACGCAGAGCCUGCUAUCGCGGCUGCCCAACGGCGUGUUCACGACGCUCGUGUCAUCGGACGCGCAGAUCCAGGCGCUGUGCGUGCACGAGCUUGCCGACGGCACCGUGAAGGGCAUCUUUGUGGGCGGCAACUUUACGGGGCUGGGGAAUGUUGCGGCGAGCGGCGUGGCGCUGUGGAGUCCGGGGGAUGGGAGUGUGACGCCGCUGGCGGGGCUGGCGGGGAAGGUGCAUGCGCUGCUGUGCGAUCGGGAGAAGGGCACUGUGUAUGUCGGGGGGGACUUUAAGGCGAAUGAGAGUAAUAGUAGUAAUGCGAUCUCGUGGGUGGAUGGGAAGGGGUGGACGGACCUGCCGUUUGAUGGGUUUAAUGGGCCCGUGAAGUCGAUCACGGCGACGGCGAAUGGGACGGUGGUGUUUGGCGGGAGCUUUACGAGCUUGGGGAAUGCGUCGAGUCCGUUGGUGAGGCAUGCGCAGACGGUUAAUUUGGUGUCGACGAAUAUCACGGCGACGCAGACGACGGAUUUGGCGGGGUUUAGUGAUCCCUCGAGUAUUGUGUGCUCGGAGGGUACGAGUAAUCAGUGGUUGACGAGGGAUGGGCAGCUGGGGUCUUGGACGGCUGGGUUCAAGUUUGAAUUCAAGCCAACAAAGUUGAAGCUGAGGAAUGCCGACCAUGAGGGCCGGGGAACCAAGAUAUUUAGGUUCACUGCAUUCCCACUAGCUGGUAUCAUGAAUCUCACAUAUACCGACUCUUCCACCAACGAGACGAAAUUCUGUGAUGCGUGGUGUGAAUUGGGCGAAGGGGCCACCCAGGAAUAUCUAUUCGUAAAUGAUGUCAAUAUGAAUGCAAUUCGAAUCGAUAUCUUCGAGUACUAUGGUGCUGGAGGAGGUCUUGCUGGAAUUGAGCUAUUUCAGGACGACAUCUUCGCGUUUGCAUCGACUGAGCUAAAUGAGCCAACAUGCGCUUCAAGUUCUGCUGAUGCCAGGUCAACCUCCACUGCCACAGGUCCAUGGACGGCGAUUGAUAACGACGCAGUUGAUUCUGAAUACUUAUCAGUAAAUCUCGACGCAACUGAGCUUUCGACAGCAAGGGUGGUCUUCGAACCCCAUAUUCAACAGCCUGGAGAGUACAGUGUGCUUUUGUUUACCCCGGGAUGCCGGCAAGAUAACAGCUGUAGCACCCGUGGACAGAUCAAUGUAACCGGCACCUAUACAUCAGAUGGGACUGCCGAAAGUCCUGUGAUUUUGUUUCAAACGAACGACUAUGACAAAUACGAUACUGUGUAUCGGGGCAGAGUUGAUGCCUCUGAGAGCGGCUUCCGACCGAGUGUUACGCUCACCCCAGCCUCGUCUCAGUCUUUUUCGACGGUGAAUAUUGUAGCCCAAAAGGUCCAAUUCCAGUUGUGGAACAACACGACGAGCAGUGGCAGUGGUGCCGCUAGCACUGAGAGUACGGGGACAACGGAUCUGAACGGGCUUUACGAGUUUGAUCCCACACAGACUGGCACGCCCACCGCGUCGGAUAUUGCAAGCUCUGUUGUCAACUCUGCUGGACGCGGCCUGGGUCCUAGCGCUACGGUCAUUGCCAUGACUGCGAAAGACGAUAUCACUUAUGUCGCGGGUAAUUUCAGCGCAGAUGAUGGAAGCUUCUUGCACUUCUUCUCGAUUGGCCCUGAUGGGCCCAUCACACCAUCCAAGGGGGGAUUGAACGGCACCGUUUAUUCCAUGCUUCUUGCAGGUGAUAUUUUAUACGUCGGUGGGAACUUUCAAAAUACCAACACCGAGUCAACCGACGGUGUUGGUUUCGUUGCGGGCUAUGAUACCACUAACAACGAGUGGGUGACCCUAGGCGCCGGCGUGAAUGGCCGUGUCAUGGAUAUCGUAGCGCUCAGUGUGAACGUGAGCUCUGGGACACAAGAAGCCAUCGCCAUCAGUGGUGAUUUUAGCAGGAUUGAAGCAAGCGGGAGCUCUGCUGCUCUGGACGUCGACGGCUUUGCUGUUUGGGUGCCUUCUCAGAAUCAGUGGUUGGAAUUGAUGGACGGAGACAGAAUUGCUAUUCAGGGGGCUCUGUCUGCCUCUGUUUCAAUUCCUAACGAUGGCGUCUUGUAUGCUGGGUCCAUCUCCUCGCAGAGCCUGGAAGCAUUCGGGGCCGUUACCAUCUCCGACACAGAUCCAAACACGCUCCAGCCGCUCCCAAUGAUAAUUCAGGAAACAUCGAGCUCCAGUCUAAAACGGCGUACAGUGGUCUCUGCAGAUUACCAGGGCGUAGUUACAGGUGCUUUCUAUAAUGAAGGGAGUGUAAAUCUGACGAUCCUGGGAGGUCAUUUUACUGCAGAGGCAACAGCUGGUGGUACGGUUAACAACCUGGCGGUUAUCAAUGGUGUAUCCAAUGAUUCGGUGACUGGAUUCGGAACUGAAAUCAACAACUCGAGCAUAGUCAUGACGCUUGCGAAGGUUGACACUCUUCUCUUUGUUGGCGGCUCGAUAGAGGGCACCGUUGGUUCUACUGAUGUUAAGGGGGUGGUCGUUUGGGAUAUGUCUACCAAUGCGCUUGCCAGUGAACAGCCCGUUGGCCUGGAAGGCGAUGCCGUUGCGGUAUACUCAAUCAAUAGGCGUCCAAAUACCCAGGAGAUCUUUGUUGGCGGAGCUUUCAGCUCAGCUGGCUCUCUCCCUUGCCCUAGCUUGUGCGUCUUCGACAAUUCUGCCAAACAAUGGACCAAUAUUGGCGGCGAUGUGAAUGGUACUGUUAAUAUUAUACUUUGGCUGGAUAACGAUAGCCUCCUUGUUGGGGGCGACAUGACGCUUAAUAACACCGCUACUUAUCUGGCGGUUUAUAGUGCAAAAUCGAGCACCUGGGAGUCCUUUACGGGUGAUAUUUCGAAUAUCCCCGGACCGGUGCAGAAUAUUGCGUUUGACUCGUCAGCGAAGGAUUCGUUCUUUAUCUCAGGAGUUACGGCAUCGGAUGGAUCUGCAUACUUGAUGAAAUAUGGUAACAAUAACGAUAACAAAUUUAUUACCGUGGAUGGAUUGGGUGAUGGCUCAACGAUCAGAAAUGUCCAAGUUCUCGAACUCAGCACAGAACAUGCCAGCACCGACUCCCUAAGUUCAAGCAAGUCACUUCUCGUCAUGGGAUCGCUGGAUCUUCCAUCUUUCGGAAAUGCCUCUGCAGCCCUAUACAACGGCAGCAACUGGACGCCAUUCCUUUUGGCCUCCAAGGAGAAUGGUGAACGAGGUUCCGUGACAUCUCUAUUUUCGGAGAAUGAACAAAACUUCAAUUCUGGUCGCAAAAAACUCGCAAGGGGAUUCGUAAUCCUAAUAUCACUAGCGAUCGCGCUAGGCCUUGUGUUCUUGAUAGUUGUUUUGGGUGUUCUGUCAUCUUACCUUAGACGACGACGAGAGGGAUACUCACCCGCACCCACACGGGCAUCGCCAGUAGAACAAUCGAUGCAGAUGCAAUCGAGGCUUUCACCAGCUGCCCUGUUUGGUAGUAUUGGACAGCAUUCAGCAGGCUCGCCAGGAUCAAGACCAAUGUUGACGUAG